UUCAGGAUAAGUAUGAGCUGCGUAUGGGUCACGUCAAAAAAAGGGUCCCUAGGGUUGCUUUGUGCAUCAGUUGAAUACCUGGCUUCCAACACCUCUUGUUGGAUCGCCCCCUACAGGAGGGCAGCCAGAAGGCAAGCAAUCCGUCAUCCCACCAAGAUUGAGAAGGACAACAAGGGUCCCACAAAGGCCACCACCACCAAGCUGGUCUACCAGAUCUUUGACACAUUCUUCUCCGACCAGAUUGAUCAGAAUGACAAGGAGGGUGGCGUCAAGAGGCAGCGCUGUGGGGUUUGUGAGGUGUGCCAGGCCCCUGACUGUGGGAAGUGCACAGCCUGUAAGGACAUGGUCAAGUUUGGUGGGAGUGGUCGUAGUAAACAAGCCUGCCAGAAGAGGAGGUGUCCCAACUUGGCUGUGAAGGAAGCUGAGGAUGACGAGAACAUGGAGGAGGAGGAUGUACUCCCCCCAUUGAAGGCCACAGCCAAGAUGUCCCAGUACAAGAAGAAGAAGCAGAGUCAGAGCAAGCUGUCUUGGGUGGAUGAGCCCAUUUGGAAGGAGGGCAAGAAGGAGUACUACAUGAAAGUGUGUGUGGAUAAUGAGGUUCUAGAAGUGGGCGACUAUGUGUCCGUCAGUCCAGAUGACCCGUCCAAACCUCUGUACCUGGCCAGGAUCACAGCACUGUGGGAGGACAACAACGGCAAGAUGUUCCACGCUCACUGGUUCUACCGUGGCACAGAGACCGUCCUGGGGGAGUCAUCUGAUCCACUGGAGCUCUUCCUGGUGGAUGAGUGUGAGGACAUGCAGCUCAACUACGUUAAAGAGAAAGUCAACGUCUUCUAUAAGGCCCCUUCCAACAACUGGUUCAUGGAGGGUGGAAUGGAUGAUGAUAUGAAAGUCAUUGAGGAUGACGGGAAGAGCUUCUUCUACCAGUUGUGGUAUGACGGCGAGUUUGCCCGUUUUGAGACUCCGCCCAAGGUCACAUCUUCUGAAGACUGCAAGUUCCGGUUCUGUGCCAGCUGCGUUCGGAACAAGGAGCGCGAGGAGCAGGAGACUCCUUGCGCACUGGAACCCCUGCAUGAGGAACAUGAGUCCAAAGUGCUGCAUGGGCUGGCCUGCCUGAAGGGGGUGCAGUACCGUGUGGGAGACAGCGUAUACAUGCUGCCUGAGGCAUUCUCCUUUGGGGUGAAGGCCGCCAGCCCAGUGAAGCGCUCGCAUAGGAAGGAUGAUGUGGAUGAGGAGCUGUACCCGGAGUAUUACAGGAAGUCUUCAGACUACAUCAAGGGCUCCAACCUGGAUGCCCCCGAGCCAUUCCGCAUUGGCCGCAUCAAGGAGAUCUUCUGCCUUAAACGCAGCAAUGGCAAGGCCAACCAGGCUGAGGUCAAGCUGCGGCUGUACAAGCUCUACAGGGCAGAGAACACACACAAGGGGGUUAAGGCAGGUUACCACGCAGACAUCAACCAGUUGUACUGGAGCGAUGAUGAGGUCACUGUGGACCUGGCGGAGGUCCAGGGUCGCUGUCGGGUUGAGUAUGGAGAAGAUCUCAUUGAGACCGUGCAGGAGUAUUCAAACGGUGGCCCUGACCGUUUCUACUUCUUGGAGGCUUAUAAUGCCAAGACUAAGAGCUUCGAGGACCCACCAAACCAUGCACGUUCUGCUACCCACAAAGGGAAGGGAAAAGGCAAGGGCAAAGGAAAGGGUAAGGGCAAGUCCUCCCCCCAGGAGCAGCAGGAGCAAGAACUACAAGAGCCUAAGGUUCCCAAGCUUCGUACCCUGGAUGUGUUCUCUGGAUGUGGCGGUCUGUCUGAGGGCUUCCACCAGGCUGGCAUCUGUGAGACCCUGUGGGCCAUCGAAAUGUGGGAACCAGCUGCCCAGGCCUUCAGGCUGAACAACCCCGGCUCCACGGUCUUCACGGAGGACUGCAACGUACUGCUGAAGUUGGUCAUGUCGGGCGAGAAGACCAACUCGCUGGGCCAGAAGCUGCCGCAGAAAGGUGACGUGGAGAUGCUGUGUGGAGGCCCACCAUGCCAAGGCUUCAGUGGGAUGAACCGCUUCAACUCACGCACCUACUCAAAGUUCAAGAACUCUUUGGUGGUCUCCUAUCUCAGUUACUGUGACUACUACAGACCCAAGUUCUUCCUGCUGGAGAACGUGAGGAACUUUGUCUCUUUCAAGCGUUCCAUGGUGCUGAAGCUGACAUUGCGCUGCUUGGUACGCAUGGGCUACCAGUGCACCUUCGGGGUGCUGCAGGCUGGGCAGUACGGUGUCGCUCAGACUAGGCGCCGAGCCAUCAUCCUGGCAGCCGCCCCGGGCGAGAAACUGCCACGUUACCCUGAGCCACUGCAUGUGUUCGCCCCCCGAGCCUGCUCCCUGAAUGUGGUGGUGGACGAGAAGAGAUAUGUGACCAACGUCACACGGGGUAAUGGAGGGGUGUACCGAACCAUCACAGUGCGGGACACAAUGUCCGACUUGCCUGAGAUCCGGAAUGGGGCAUCCGCCCUGGAGAUUUCCUACAAUGGGGAGCCCCAAUCCUGGUUCCAGAGGCAGAUCCGUGGCUCUCAGUACCAACCCAUCCUGCGGGACCACAUCUGCAAG
Molecule: messenger RNA, 2589 nt
Organism: Paramormyrops kingsleyae
Lineage: Eukaryota; Metazoa; Chordata; Actinopteri; Osteoglossiformes; Mormyridae
Source: RefSeq, a predicted model, not a curated record